This is a messenger RNA of Anoplophora glabripennis (Asian longhorned beetle), 456 nucleotides long. RefSeq lists its product as uncharacterized. The annotation marks the transcript as partial. NCBI's taxonomy places the organism in Eukaryota, Metazoa, Arthropoda, Insecta, Coleoptera, Cerambycidae. The record is from RefSeq and is a predicted model, not a curated record. The transcript is spliced from 3 exons.
GGAGUAUUAACGCACUUCGUUAUUCAUAUUUCCCGCUACACUUUGACAAGUUACCAGCAACUGGGUGUCGUUGGUGUCAGUAGUGUCUAGUGUCCCAAAAUGGCUACCAGUGAUGAUGAGCCUAUGCAUCAUUUAUAUGAAGUUUUUACCACUUGUUUUAAUAAAAGCGCAAACAAAGCGAUUGAAAAAGCGGGGUUUCAGCCUCCAUAUGGAGGACUAGAUAACGGAAUGGCUUACGCUCUGAGUCCUGCUGGCCCAGUAUAUACGGGACCCGGAGCCAGCCCGACGCAGGCGACGGCGGAGCCCUUCACGGCCGACAGUCCGUAUUUUCCGUUCAACGCCCGCCCCGGAAGCCGGUUGUCCCCCGCCAAGGCGAAAAUCAUCCCGGCGGGCCUGAGGCCCACGAAGGACGAGCCCACCGGUACGGCGACGGCCCUCGACGGACAGUGGGGAGUG